Pseudogymnoascus destructans is the source of this 387-nucleotide messenger RNA. RefSeq lists its product as uncharacterized. The transcript is spliced from 2 exons. The record is from RefSeq and is a predicted model, not a curated record. Bases 1 to 387 code for a protein of 128 amino acids. Lineage: Eukaryota; Fungi; Ascomycota; Leotiomycetes; Thelebolales; Thelebolaceae.
AUGCUGUGGUUAUGGACUGGCUAUGCUCUGGCUAUACUGGUUAUGGACUGGCUAUGCUGGUUAUGGACUGGCUAUGCUGGUUAUGGACUGGCUAUGCUGGCUAUGGACUGGCUAUGGGAGUGGUUAUGGACCGGCUAUGCUGGCUAUGGACUGGCUAUGUGGUUAUGGAGUGGUUAUGGACCGGCUAUGCUGGCUAUGGACUGGCUAUGGCAAACUCCUUACACCUCAUGUAUUACGUAUAAUGGUGCGGUGCUCCCCCCCCGUAGCCCCCUAGCCCCCGUAGCCCUCGUAGCCCUCGUAGCCCCCGUAGCCCCCGUAGCCCCCCCCGUAGCCCCCGUUAGUGCCCCCGUCUCCUGUCUCUCUUUCUCAACGGAUAGGGGUCUCUAA